UUAUUUUGGAAUGAAAUCAAUUCAUCUUCCACCAUUCCUGUUUCCUCAUGCCAAUAUCUAGAAAUGGAUUUGGCAAGAGUGGUGGAGGGACCUGGAAGGUUGGCUCAGAGAAGUCUUAUCUUGAUGAAAUGGAAUUGGCAGAAGAGACAAUAGACUCAACAAAGCAAAGUGAAGACAAGGAUUUAGAAUCUCAAGAAGAAACAGCAUACGUCAAUCCUCUCCUGAGAGCUGCCUUAAAUGGUGACACAGAGGAAGUACAACAGAUUUUUGAGGACCCAGAAGAUCCUGAUCAUGAAAAAGCUACUGAGUUGCUAAUGGAAAGGGAUAUUGUAGGGAGAGGCCUAUUGUUUGCAACUUGCAUGGCUGGACAGAAGGAUGUUAUCCGGACACUGGCAAGAUAUGGGGUUAAUCUGAAAGAAACGACAGCCAGAGGUUAUACACUUCUCCACUGUUCUGCAGCCUGGGGUCAACUCGAGACUUUGAAAACUCUGAUAGAAUUGGAAGCAGAUAUUUAUGCAACUACUUUCCGUGGUGAGAAGGCCAGAGAUAUUGCCUGCCGCUAUGAGAAGAAAGAGUGUGUUGAAUUCUUGGACUGGGCAGAAGCCAAACAGAAUUUACGGAACUUGAUCUCCCAAAUCCAAGCAACAGUCACAGAUCCCGAGAAAGUUCAGGGAAGACUUAAUAAAGAAGAUAAGAAUACAUCUCUCAAGGCCUGCCAGGCCAAGUCUGAUUGGCUUGAAAAUGCUAAGGAACCUACCAUUCAAGAUUUCUUGGAUCAGAAGCAGCAACUGGAGGACAUAAUGCUUCCUAUCUUCACAAAAUUGGCGGCACCUCCAAACCCACAAAGCAAGUCACGUAUUUCCACAAACAGAGAAUGAGAAGAGAGAUAAAGCAUUGUCCAAAAGCAGACCAACUUCCUAUAAGAGAUUGUUUCUGAAAAUCAUCUGAGCAGUAAAGAUGAGUACUGGGGAAGAAGGCUGAAACCUGCUCUUCUCGUGCUCUCCCACCCCACUGCCAGACUGAUCUGUGUGAAACAACAGAGAACUGGAAGAAACAGACUCAUGGGGGAGGAUUUGGGAAGCCUGUCAGGGCACAUCUGUCCCAGAGGUAGGAGGCUCUGUACACUUAAACUGAUUGAUAAUGAACUCUGUGAAAUAGUUGGAAGAAGAGAUUCUAAGAAGGCUGGGACCUGCUGGAAUAUAAUGUUAGAGUACUUACAA
Messenger RNA from Sceloporus undulatus (fence lizard), 1220 nucleotides. It is a transcript of the gene ANKRD45, whose product is annotated as ankyrin repeat domain 45. The coding region runs from base 48 to 878 and encodes 276 amino acids. Gene Ontology annotation, molecular function: protein binding. Lineage: Eukaryota; Metazoa; Chordata; Lepidosauria; Squamata; Phrynosomatidae. The record is from RefSeq and is a predicted model, not a curated record. The transcript has 7 exons.